UCGCAUCUAAAAACCACACCGACCUCCGAAUUCAUUCCCUCUGGUUGUCAUUUCAAUCCUCUUCUUCUUCAUUAAACCCUAAGGAGUUCCUUCCACCUCACCCUCGCCAUUGUUCCACUCAACUUUCCAGAUCUACAAAUGGUUUUGUGACACCCGUGACUGCAUCCGUGGCUUAAGUUGAGUGAGUCUCCAGAUAUCUGUUUGGUGUUCCUGAAGACCAAUGGCUUUGUCAUUGAUCUCAAGAGGAACUUACUGGCUUCUUUUCACUUAUGUGAUUUUUGUUUCACAUAUUUGUAAUGGGUUUUAUUUGCCUGGAAGCUACAUGCAUACGUAUUCAACACGUGAUGAAAUAUAUGCCAAAGUUAAUUCUUUGACAUCAAUCGAGACAGAGCUUCCCUUUAGUUAUUACAGUCUACCAUACUGCACACCUCCAGGGGGGAUAAAGAAAAGUGCAGAGAAUCUUGGAGAGCUACUUAUGGGAGACCAGAUUGAUAAUUCUCCCUAUCGUUUCCGGAUGAAUGUCAAUGAGACUGCUUUCCUAUGCACAACACAUCCAUUAAGUGAGCAUGAGGUUAAGCUCUUAAAACAGAGAACUCGUGAUUUGUAUCAAGUUAAUAUGAUUUUGGAUAACUUGCCUGCAAUGAGGUUUGCCAACCAGAAUGGACUUAAAGUUCAGUGGACUGGGUUCCCUGUUGGAUACACCCCUCCCAACAGCGAUGAUGAUUACAUUAUCAAUCACCUAAAGUUCAAGGUCCUUGUGCACGAGUACGAAGGCACAGGUGUCCAGAUAUUUGGGACAGGAGAAGAAGGUAUGGGUGUAAUAUCAGCAGCUGAAGAUGAGAAGAAAGCUUCUGGAUAUGAGAUUGUUGGUUUUGAGGUUUUCCCAUGCAGUGUUAAAUAUGAACCUGAAAAGAUGGCUAAACUCCAUCGAUAUGAUGAAGUGCCAUCUGUGAACUGCCCACUGGACCUGGAUAAGUCUCAAAUUAUAAGGGAACAAGAGAGAAUAUCUUUUACCUAUGAGGUUGAAUUCGUGAAGAGUGAUAUCAAAUGGCCAUCUCGUUGGGAUGCUUAUCUGAAGAUGGAAGGUGCUCGUGUCCACUGGUUCUCCAUUCUUAAUUCAUUGAUGGUGAUCUUCUUUUUGGCUGGUAUUGUUUUUGUUAUCUUCUUAAGAACAGUGAGAAGGGAUCUCACCCGUUAUGAAGAACUUGACAAAGAAUCUCAAGCACAAAUGAACGAGGAACUGUCAGGGUGGAAACUUGUUGUUGGUGACGUGUUUCGCGAACCAACUCACUCCAAACUUCUAUGUGUAAUGAUAGGAGAUGGGGUUCAAAUCACAGGAAUGGCUGUGGUCACCAUCGUAUUCGCUGCCUUGGGUUUUAUGUCACCAGCUUCACGAGGUAUGCUUUUAACAGGAAUGAUCAUACUUUAUCUUUUCUUAGGAACUGGAGCCGGUUAUGCUGGUGUAUAUCUAUGGCGUAUCAUCAAGGGUACAUCCGAAGGAUGGAGAUCUCUUUCUUGGUCCAUUGCUUGUUUCUUCCCCGGGGUCGUUUUCAUCAUCCUGACUGUCUUAAAUUUCAUUCUUUGGGGCAGUAAAAGCACUGGUGCCAUUCCCAUCUCUUUGUACUUCAUAAUUUUAUCACUCUGGUUUUGCAUCUCGGUCCCACUCACCCUCUUAGGAGGAUACUUAGGGACUCGAUCCGAGCCAUGGCAAUACCCGGUUCGAACCAACCAAAUCGCCAGGGAAAUCCCUGCAAGAAAAUACCCUUCAUGGCUACUAGUUCUUGGUGCUGGAACCCUUCCUUUUGGAACCCUCUUUAUCGAACUCUUUUUCAUCCUUUCUAGCAUCUGGCUUGGAAGAUUCUACUACGUAUUUGGAUUUUUGCUCGUCGUUCUUCUGUUGUUGGUCGUUGUUUGUGCAGAAGUUUCCGUUGUCCUCACUUACAUGCAUCUUUGUGUCGAAGACUGGCAGUGGUGGUGGAAAGCGUUUUAUGCUUCUGGAUCGGUUUCGCUCUAUGUGUUCUUGUAUUCUAUAAACUAUUUGGUCUUUGAACUGCAGAGUUUAAGCGGUCCAGUAUCAGCUAUACUCUAUCUUGGUUACUCGCUGAUCAUAGCGGUUGCGAUCAUGCUGGCUACUGGCACCAUUGGCUUGAUCACAUCCUUCUGUUUUGUUCACUAUCUUUUUUCAUCGGUCAAGAUCGAUUAGAACGACUCGUUAAUUCCAACUUCUUAUCGACUGUUGGAAGAGACGGAAUUCGUCAAUUUCUUUACGAACACAUAGUUGAUCACAUGUUAAGGUUAGAUAUUUGAACAGCAUUAUAUCUAUGUUGUUUGUUUUGUGCCCUCUUAUUACAAUUACAACUUGUAUGUUUCAACAUUGAGAAAGAAAUGCAGUUUGAUUGUCUGCUAUAUAUGGUGAUGUUCCAGUU
Messenger RNA from Cynara cardunculus var. scolymus (artichoke), 2426 nucleotides. RefSeq names its product transmembrane 9 superfamily member 12. The transcript is spliced from 2 exons. Gene Ontology annotation, biological process: protein localization to membrane. The coding region runs from base 221 to 2203 and encodes 660 amino acids. Gene Ontology annotation, cellular component: membrane. NCBI's taxonomy places the organism in Eukaryota, Viridiplantae, Streptophyta, Magnoliopsida, Asterales, Asteraceae. The record is from RefSeq and is a predicted model, not a curated record.